Chilo suppressalis (striped riceborer) is the source of this 1407-nucleotide messenger RNA. Lineage: Eukaryota; Metazoa; Arthropoda; Insecta; Lepidoptera; Crambidae. The record is from the annotation of a GenBank genome assembly.
CGAACCGGUGCCCCUGGCCGUCCGGACGACUGUACGGGGCUUUACAAAUAAGGAUUUAAACAACACACAUUCAAAAUGAGAGCAUUCUGUUUAUUAGCCGCCCUUGCUGUGGCAACAGUAUGUGAAUCAGCAACACCACAACUACGCUUUGCGUGGAAGCAAGUUGACUACGCGUGGAGGACACCCGCUGAAAAGGAAAACGCAAUUAAAGAUGGGAAGUUCAUUCCAGAACACAAUCUGCCUUUAGGCUUAGCCAGGUGGAAGAAUAAAUUGUUCAUAACAGUACCAAAGUGGAAAAAUGGUGUCGCCUCUUCCUUGAAUUAUGUAGACGUAGAUGGUCCUCAAGAUCAGCCAUAUAAACCUUACCCAUCUUUCGAAGACAAUUUGGUUGCGGACAACAUUAAAGAAUUGCCAUCGAAUAAUACAAUCAUUUCUGUGUUCAGAGUACAUGUUGACCCGUGUGACAGAUUAUGGGUUCUAGACACAGGACUUGCAGAUAUUUGGGGAUCACCCAACCAAGUGAUCGGCCCGUCUAUCGUUGUUUUUGAUUUGAAUACCGAUCAGCUGAUUCAUCGCUAUUACUUCAAAUUAGAGGAUAUGAAGGAGGACUCGUUCUUUGCAAACAUUGUAGUGGACACUGACAAAGACUCUUGUGACAACGCUUUCGCGUACGUGCCGGACUUGGGCGCGUACGGCAUUGUGGUGUACAGCUUAAAGCAGGACGACUCCUGGAGGAUAACCCACCACUACUUCCACUUUGAACCCUUGUCCGGCUCCUACAACGUUGGCGGCGUGAACUUCCACUGGACCGAUGGUGUAUUCAGCUUAGCUCUGUCGGAACCUAGAGAAAAUGGAUUCCGAACAUUAUUUUUCCACGCCUUAUCCAGUACCAAAGAGUUCUGUGUGUCUACUGAGCUCCUCCGCAACUACACUCACAUAGAUAAAGAUGAGGCAUUCCAUGAUUUUAAGCUGUUGGGUGACCGAGGUGAACGCACUCAAUCAUCGGCGGGAGUCUACGACACCAAAACCGGCGUGCUAUUUUAUUCUCAGGUAAACCGUGACGGUGUCGGCUGUUGGAACUCGAAAAAGCCAUAUACUCCUGAGAAUAAUCCCCUCAUCAUCAGCGAUUCUGAGCUCCUAGAGUUCCCAAAUGAUUUGAAGAUGGACAGCGAGAGCAACCUUUGGAUCCUGAGUGACAAAAUGCCGCGGUUCUUGUACAAGAGCUUGGACCCCAACGAAGUCAACUACAGAAUAUUCAGUAUUAGCUCUAAGGAUGCGAUAGCUGGGUCCACUUGUGAAUAAAUUUAUAUAGUACCUACUGAGAUAGAUAUUUAAAAUACUGUACCAAGAUGUUAUAAUACACAUUUUCAAUAUCCAAUUUUGCAUUAACAAUUUUAAUUACCACCG